ACACUCUCAGGAUCUGUUGGAUCAACCUAGUUGUGAGAAGCAAACAUGAGGAUUCUUUCAGGAAUUGUCUCGUUGGUGACUGUCGCACAGCUCAGCCACGCAACAGCUAUAGUCGCACCUCGCGAUGACGCCCACCUCGACUACGCAGCAGUCGCCAUAGCCGCCUCUGAACUCCUCAACCGCGGCCUCCCAGACUCUCCUACCAACGGCUACGCCCCCGGCAAUGUCAGCUGCCCCGCCACCCGCCCGACCAUUCGCAACGCCGCCUCGCUGUCGAAGAACGAGACGGAAUGGCUGCCCGUGCGCCGCAACAACACCAUCGAUCCGAUGAAGGACCUGCUUUCGCGCGCGAACAUUGCAGGGUUUGAUGCAGCGGCGUAUAUCGAGAAGCACCGCAACAAUGCGACCGCGCUGCCCAACAUUGGGAUUGCGAUGUCUGGGGGAGGAUACAGAGCGCUGAUGAACGGAGCGGGAUUCCUGGCGGCGGCGGAUAGCCGCACGGUAAAUGCCACCGGUAAGGGAGGGAUUGGUGGGCUGCUGCAGUCAGCCACGUAUCUUUCGGGCCUGUCGGGUGGAAGCUGGCUGGUUGGGUCGAUAUACGCGAAUAACUUCAGCUCGGUGACGGCGCUCCGAGAUGGGAGUUCCGGGUCAUCCGUGUGGCAGUUUGGGAACUCGAUUUUUCAGGGCCCGAAGGAGAAUGGGAUCUCCAUUCUCAAUACCGCCGAGUACUACAAGAACAUCAUGAGCCAGGUCGAUUCGAAGAAGAAUGCUGGAUAUGAGGUGUCUAUCACCGAUUACUGGGGCCGAGCGCUGAGCUACCAACUCAUCAAUGCUACUGAUGGAGGGCCAGCCUACACUUUCUCGUCCAUUGCGCUACAGGACAAUUUCAAGAAUGGAGAAACCCCCUUCCCCGUCAUUGUCGCCGACGGCCGCUCGCCAGGCGACAUAAUCAUCUCCAUCAACGCAACAGUCUACGAGUUUAACCCCUUCGAGAUGGGCUCCUGGGACCCCACAACCUUCGGCUUCGCACCAACCCGCUACCUCGGCUCCAAAUUCGACGGCGGCGUGGUCCCCACCUCCGCCUCGUGCGUGCGCGGCUUCGACAACGCCGGCUACGUCUUCGGCACCUCCUCCACGCUCUUCAACCAGUUCAUCCUCAACCUCAACGGGACUUCCUCAAGCCUACUCACCGAGGCCCUCGCCUCCAUCCUCAAGAGUAUCGGCCAGGACAACAACGAUAUCGCCCAGUACUCCCCUAACCCCUUCUUUCACUACAACCCCGCCACGAACCGCGAUGCGGACAUCACGCAACUCUCCCUCGUCGAUGGCGGCGAGGAUCUCCAGAAUAUCCCGCUGCACCCGCUCAUCCAGCCCGUGCGCCACGUGGACGUCAUUUUCGCUGUCGACGGGAGCGCUGACACUAAGUUCUUCUGGCCCAACGGCACCGCCCUCGUCGCCACGUACGAGCGCUCCCUCAACACCACCAUUGGCAACGGGACGUCAUUCCCCGCUAUCCCAGAUGUGAACACCUUCGUCAACCUCGGCCUCAACUCGCGCCCAACCUUCUUCGGGUGCGAUCCCAAGAACACCACCUCCCUCACCCCACUAGUCGUCUACGUCCCGCACGCGCCGUACAUCGCGCACUCUAAUGUCUCAACCUUCGACCCCGCCUACGACGAUGCGCAGCGCAAUCUGAUUAUCCAGAACGGCUAUGACGUCGCGACGAUGGGCAACGGGACCGUGGAUGCCGAGUGGGUGACUUGUCUUGGCUGCGCGGUGCUGAGUCGUAGCUGGGAUAGGACUCAGACGGCGGUGCCGGAGGCGUGUACGAAGUGCUUUCAGAGGUAUUGUUGGGAUGGGAGUCUGAAUUCGACGGUGCCGGCGAAUUAUGACCCGGCGUUUAAGAUUGCGGGGGUGGUGGUGAAGGAGUCAGGGGGUGGGAAGGUUGGGCCGCGGAAGGUGGUGGCAGUGGUGGUGGGUGUUGUUCUUGGUGGGUUGAUGAUGGUUUAGGUGGGUUUUGUGUCUUCGUGGUUAUGGUAGACAAGCAAUUGGAUGAUGAGGGUUAUUAUGUGUGGAAUGUCUGAAGAUUUACUAGGUAACGUCUUUCACAAGCGAGUCGGGACACACAAGCGGGUCGGACACUGAAUUUCUCACCCAUAAUCAAGAAAUUUAGAAGAUAAUAACUCGAUAACAACUUAGUAGUAUAUUUUAAAAGUGUGUAUUCAGCUUUAUCUAUACACUAAAGAUUCAUUUACAUGCAGUUUUAGAGCAAUUAGAACCAUAGAUAUUGAGGUAUGACGGCCUGGUGUAAAUUUCAGCGCCUACAUUAGCGCUUACACUUAAUAUCUCAAGAAUUAAUGCAUAGAUUAUUCCUAGAUAAUUAGGUAGGAAUUCAACGAAG
Messenger RNA from Pseudogymnoascus destructans, 2401 nucleotides. RefSeq names its product Lysophospholipase 1 (gene PLB1). The record is from RefSeq and is a predicted model, not a curated record. The coding region runs from base 46 to 2010 and encodes 654 amino acids. Lineage: Eukaryota; Fungi; Ascomycota; Leotiomycetes; Thelebolales; Thelebolaceae. Gene Ontology annotation, cellular component: cytosol; intracellular membrane-bounded organelle. Gene Ontology annotation, molecular function: A2-type glycerophospholipase activity. Gene Ontology annotation, biological process: glycerophospholipid catabolic process. The transcript is spliced from 2 exons.